This is a messenger RNA of Penicillium odoratum, 2484 nucleotides long. RefSeq lists its product as uncharacterized. The record is from RefSeq and is a predicted model, not a curated record. The coding region runs from base 1 to 2484 and encodes 827 amino acids. The transcript is spliced from 4 exons. Gene Ontology annotation, molecular function: protein binding. Gene Ontology annotation, biological process: positive regulation of mitotic metaphase/anaphase transition; protein K11-linked ubiquitination; anaphase-promoting complex-dependent catabolic process. Lineage: Eukaryota; Fungi; Ascomycota; Eurotiomycetes; Eurotiales; Aspergillaceae. Gene Ontology annotation, cellular component: nuclear periphery; anaphase-promoting complex.
AUGACAGAAGAAGCCCCCCAACUCACGCCCGUCGGGGAGAAAUCCCUCCCGGCAAAAUGUAAACCCAACACCCUGGCCUACUGUCCAACAAUGGAUCUGAUCGCGCUAGCGACCGAGGACGAAGAACUACGCGUCUUCCGACUGAACGGGCAACGUGUUUUUGGGGGCUCAUUCGGGGGUGAUCCCUACCUUGGCGAAGAUGAGGAGGACGGGGAAGUGAGAGCUGUAGCGUGGAAGGGGAAUGGUCGUUUGCUUGCUGUCGCGUGUGGGGAUGGUACUCUACGUAUUAUCAGCGCGUAUAGUGGGAAGACUGUGCAUCAUUUCCCCGUUCACCGCGCGGAGGUUUCGAGUCCGGAUGCUCCUGUUUCUCCAAAAGUGACAUGUCUAGGCUGGGGAGUGAAUUUCACUGAUAGCAACGCUGCCCAGAAACGUCUCCUUGACUCGGCUGGUCAGGUUAGUGUUGAGGAUCUGCUAGCGCCAGGGAUCCAUCCCUCUAAGGCGGCUGCUAUGCUGAAGGCGGACUUACCGAGGGAACUCGCUUUAAUUGAUAUUGAGAGCUCGUUGCCGAAGCUGAGCACAUUACCUGCGACUGGGGCUGAGGAUGAUCUAUUCAGCUCGCGGGCGUCGAUCGAUGCUAUGUUUCACUCUUCGGCGAAGGAUGCAAGUGAUUCGGUGGAUGUGUUGUUUAUCGGAUUCGAUGAUGGGAGCGUUCAUUUGCGGAUUUUUGACUGCUUUGAGAUUGGCAAUUUUCCUGUUGGGGAGACGGUGGGUGUUGCUGAGUCGCGACGGAUUCUUCGUCAUGCAUCGCAUCCUUUGAGCUCGACGCAUGCCUUGUUGGCGUCCGGGUCGUCUGACGCGCCUGUUGAUCUUGUUACGCUUGAUCUUCGGUUCAUCACGAAGUCUGGUCGGUACUUGUCAUUGCUCGCGUCGAAAACGACUCAGCUUCACAAUCUACUUCGGUAUAUUGGUUCUGUGCAGCGGCAGAUUGAGCUGGAGUGGAAGAACGCGCAGGAGCUUCCGGCGCGGUUCCUGCGGAGUGUCAAUGAGGAUUUACAGGAAAAGUGUCAAUGUGAUUUUGUCACUGCCAUCUAUCAUCUUGUGGUUACUGGGCAUUGUUUUGAGCCGAUGAAGGAGUUUUUGGUGGAUAUUGUGGGAGAACGGGGACAUAAAAGAUGGGAAAAGGCUGUCUCGGGUGGAUAUGAGAGUAUCCGUCGACUAACCCAUGAAUGCCUUCUUCCUGCAUUAGAACGGAGCCAGAUUCUCCUGAGCCGACUCGUGGGAUUAUCAAAGUUCGCCAAGUUGAGCGACGUGCUCGGUCUGGAUACUCACAAGCUCAAUGCCAUCGUUGAGACGCUGGAUUGUCUACACCUCAUCGCGCAUUGCAUUCUCAACAACGCGAAUGAAGAGCUGGACCAGUUCGAUGCAUUCUCGCGAUGGCUCAAACACGAAAUCCUCAUUUUAAACGCCGAACCCUUGUCUCAGACAUCUGAAGAGCUCCUCGAGAAAAGAGACUUAUUUGACGUUCCACCUACAGUGAAAUACAUCACAGGUGCACUCCGCAAGAGUGUCCUCCGAAAUUUCAUCCGCCAACUUCCCAUGAUCGGUGUUCCUCAACUACCUACACCUGCCACCGACAAAUGGCUUCCUGGCGACCACGAUCGAUCGUUCUAUGAUAAAGUCAAAUCAUUACUUGCACAACAGCGUCAUGUCCAAGCCGAAGGAGGCGAUGGGACGACCGUUGAUGCACCGAAACUGAAUGACCUCACAAAACGACUGGGAAUCCAGUUUGACAAAGUCUUCGCAGAGAUCGCAUUGACACAGCGAAGAGGCAUUCUGCAUCGAUCACCCCUUACCCUCCAUGCGGAUUGUGAUAAAAGCAUUUUAGAUGUCAAGAUCUGCCAUGAGGACGGCGAAGAGGGACGACCCUGUUCUAUUUACGUCACAGCUCGGUCUACGACAUCUAAGUCUCUAGUCUACAUCUACCGCGUCAUCCUCGACUCCAGCAAUGGCGUCAGUUCCACACGAAACACCUCUAUCGCCACACUUGACCUCCAAGAAGGCGAAAUCAAACAACUCCAAUUCGUCGCCGACGACACCUUAAUGAUCCUCUGGUCUACUCCAGGCUCCUCCUAUCUCCUCAAUCUCCCUUUCCAACCCCACUCUGCGCAAUUCUCUAAAAGAGACCAGUCGAGUGUGCUUGAAUUUGUACCGUGCGACCCGCAUCCCUCUGACUCGAAGCCUAGUGUACCAGCCACAUCACUCAACGUGUCUGCGUUGUCUGAGGCCGGAAUGGUGAGGCAUGUAUUUGCGCCAUCAGGGCUGAAGGCGAAGCCCAUGAGGAUUGAUGUUAAUGGGCGGAAGGGGAGGAGGGCGGUUUGUGUGUUAUAUGGUGAUGCGAUGCGUUAUGAUGUUUUGGACUUGGAUGCUGCUAUGGAGGACGAGGAAGAGGAGGAAGAGGAUGAGAAUGAGAGUGAGGAAGAAUGA